This is a messenger RNA of Rhineura floridana, 1179 nucleotides long. It is a transcript of the gene PLPPR2, whose product is annotated as phospholipid phosphatase related 2. Bases 1 to 1179 code for a protein of 392 amino acids. Gene Ontology annotation, molecular function: phosphatidate phosphatase activity. The record is from RefSeq and is a predicted model, not a curated record. Gene Ontology annotation, biological process: phospholipid metabolic process; phospholipid dephosphorylation; signal transduction. NCBI's taxonomy places the organism in Eukaryota, Metazoa, Chordata, Lepidosauria, Squamata, Rhineuridae. The transcript is spliced from 8 exons.
AUGGCUGGUGAUAAGCAGGAGCUUAAGAGGAGCAUCUCCAUCAUCCCCUGCUUUGUGUUUGUGGAGCUGGUGAUCAUGGCAGGCACUGUGGUGCUGGCCUACCACUUCGAAUACACAGACACUUUUCCUGUGCAUCUCCAAGGCUUCUUCUGCUACGACAGUGCCUAUGCAAAGCCCUAUCUUGGCCCUGAGGACUCCAGCCGGGCACCACCAGUCCUGGUCUACUCUCUUGUCACUGCUGUGCCCACAGUAACGAUUCUUGUCGGAGAGCUGGCUGCCUUCUUCCUCCAGCUAGAGAGACGGGAGGAGAAAACGAUCACCUCGGGAGAGUGUUGCUACUUCAACGCCCUUCUACGACGCAUCAUCCGUUUUCUGGGCAUCUACUCCUUCGGCCUCUUCACUACCACCAUCUUUGCUAAUGCAGGCCAAGUGGUGACUGGCAUCCAGACUCCUCAUUUCCUCUCUGUGUGUCGACCCAACUACACCGUUCUGGGUUGCCAGCCGCCACCAGGCACCACCUACGUGACGGACAAGGCAGCCUGCAACGGAAACCCUGCCCUGGUCACUGCCGCCCGCAAGGCUUUCCCCUCUAAGGAUGCUGCGCUCAGCGCCUAUGCUGUGGCCUACACUGUGAUGUAUAUGACGCUGGUCUUCCGGCUGAAGGGCUCCCGUUUGGCCAAGCCCUCCCUGUGCCUGGCACUCUUGUGCCCGGCUUUCCUGGUGGGUGUGGUGCGUGUUGCUGAAUACCGGAACCACUGGUCUGAUGUGUUGGCUGGGUUCCUCACAGGUGGGGCCAUUGCUGUCUUUCUGGUGACUUGCGUGGUCAACAAUUUUCAGAGCAGUCCACCUACAGCCAAGAAAACACCCCCACCUGACAGUCUGCCCAGUGUCCCCAUCAUGGGCUUGCCCUGUGUUGAUAGUUCCUUUGAAAAGUUAAGUGUGGCUCAGCAGGUGAGGGACCCCCCAGAAGAACAGGAGUUUCCUACGCUACUCUCAAGAGGUCUGGAAAGGCAGCUAGCGCGAUCUCUCCGUUUCACAGCACCCGGCAGCACAGCAGUGGCCCACCCCUACGAAAUCACGGAGCUGUGUUCGCAGAGGUCACCUGAUCCUCAACUAUCUCUUGUCCCCACCACCCCAGACGUCCUCAUUCCUUCCCGGUCGGUCACCAGUGAGGUUUGA